This is a messenger RNA of Olea europaea var. sylvestris, 903 nucleotides long. RefSeq lists its product as uncharacterized. Lineage: Eukaryota; Viridiplantae; Streptophyta; Magnoliopsida; Lamiales; Oleaceae. The coding region runs from base 1 to 903 and encodes 300 amino acids. The transcript is spliced from 5 exons. The record is from RefSeq and is a predicted model, not a curated record.
AUGCAAGCGGAACAUAUUUUGUUGGGAAGACCUUGGCAAUAUGAUAGGAAAGCUAUGCAUGAUGAGUACAAGAAUCGUUACAGUUUCAUUAAGGAUGGAAGGAUCAUUACUCUUGUGCCAUUAACACAAACACAAGUAUAUGAGGAUCAAGUCAAGUUGAGGAAUGAGGAAGAGAGAAGAGUAAAAGAGUUAGAGAAAAGGAGAGACAACAGUGAGGUUGUGAGUAAGAGAGAAAACAGUGAGAUAGAAUUCAAAGAUUCAUUUUCGGAGGACAUGCCUAGUGGGCCACCACCCAUUCGAGCUUGCCGAAACAAUCCCGAGGAGACAAAGGAACUUCAGAGGCAGGAAGAGGAGUUGAUGAGCAAGGGCUAUGUAAAGGAGAGCAUGAGUCCAUGUACAGUACUAGUAUUGCUUGUGCCCAAGAAGCAUGGAUCUUGGAUAAUGUGCAUAGAUUGCAGAGUCAUCAAUAAUGUAACGGUAAAGUAUCGUCACCUAAUUCCUAUGUUAGAUGAUAUGUUGGAUGAAUUGCAUGGUUUUGUGGCCAGUGCUAACGGGGUAGAAGUAGAGGAAGAAAAGAUAAAAGCUAUUAAAGAUUGGCCUACACCUAAAACUAUAACUGAGGUUAGGAGUUUCCAUGGUUUGACUAAUAUUUAUAGGCGGUUUGUAAAGGAUUUUAGCACAAUCACUGCACCUCUCACUGAAGUUGCUAAGAAGAGUAUGGAUUUUCAUUGGGGUGGUGAACAUGAGCAUGCAUUUAGUACCAUUAAGGAUAGGUAUUGGAGUAGUUUUAAUGAGGAAAUGAGACUGAUAGCCUAUUUCAGUGAAAAGCUUAGUGGAGCUGCAUUGAAUUACCCAACAUAUGACAAAGAGUUGUACUCACUUGUCCGGGCAUUGGAGAUAUGA